Rhipicephalus microplus (southern cattle tick) is the source of this 921-nucleotide messenger RNA. RefSeq names its product glycine-rich cell wall structural protein 1-like. NCBI's taxonomy places the organism in Eukaryota, Metazoa, Arthropoda, Arachnida, Ixodida, Ixodidae. The record is from RefSeq and is a predicted model, not a curated record.
UCAACGCCAAAAUCAUGGCUCGUCUCUUCAGCGCGUGUCUGUUCGCAAUGUCUGUGGCCUGCGCGGCUUCUUACCAGCAGAACGUGCUGCGAGGACCGGGGGCAGGUUCUGGCUUCGGUAGUAGCAGCAGUUUUGGCAGUUUUGGCUCUAGAAGAGGAGCCGGUGGUCUUGGCUACGGUAGCGACACCUAUGGUACCGGCUAUGGCAGUGGCAAUUUAGGCAGUGGUGGCUUCUACGGCAGUAGUGGCAGUAACCAAGGCUCUGGUGCUGGCUUCGACUCAAGUGGUUUCCGCCUAGGCCGUAGCGGCCAGGGAUCCAGCGGGAGCUUUGGCCUCGGAAGUGGUUACGGCAGUGGAUUUGGAGGUGGCUUUAGAGGUGGCCUCGGAGGGGGCUUUGGAGCUGGGCUAGGAGGUGGCCAGGGUGGUGGACUCGGCGGUGGACUCGGCGGCAGUGGCCUCGGUGGCCAGGCCGGUGGACUCGGCAGGGGUCUUGGUGGUGGAUUCGGCGGCAGUGGCCUCCGUGGCCAGGCCGGUGGACUCGGCGGUGCACUUGGCGGCAGUGGUCUCGGUGGUGGGUUCGGCAGCAGUGGCCUCGGUGGCCAGGCCGGUGGACUCGGCAGCAAUGGUUUUAGUGGUGGAUUCGGAGGCAGUGUUUUCAGUGGACCAGGCCUUGGUUUUGGUGGACUUGGUGGAAGCUCAAGUAGUUUCGGCGGUUUUGGUAGUGGCUUUGGAACUUCGGAAGGCCAGGUGCAACAGCGACAACGCCUGUGAACACCGAAGCGUCCAAAAAAUGGACGAACGCUGUCAAUGUCUCGGUUGUAGUUCAAUAAAGCAGCUUUUGCUACAAGCUGAGAGAGUCCCAAGGAGUGCAUCUUGCAGCAUGGUCCUCCGAACUGACUUCACUUGCUUACAACAAGCUCAA